Messenger RNA from Penaeus monodon (black tiger shrimp), 304 nucleotides. RefSeq names its product 60S acidic ribosomal protein P1-like (gene RpLP1). Gene Ontology annotation, cellular component: cytosolic large ribosomal subunit; ribosome. The record is from RefSeq and is a predicted model, not a curated record. Gene Ontology annotation, molecular function: protein kinase activator activity; ribonucleoprotein complex binding; structural constituent of ribosome. Gene Ontology annotation, biological process: translational elongation; cytoplasmic translation. Lineage: Eukaryota; Metazoa; Arthropoda; Malacostraca; Decapoda; Penaeidae.
GUGGAGAAGAUCAACACCAUCCUGAAGGCUGCCAGUGUCAAUGUUGAGCCCUACUGGCCUGGUCUUUUUGCCAAGGCUGUAUCUGGCCUUGACAUCAAGGCUCUUGUUGCCAACGUUGGCUCUGGUGUAGGAAGUGGUGGUGGUGGCGGUGGUGGUGCUGCCCCUGCAGCUGCUGCUGCUUCCAGUGCACCUGCUGCCGAAGCCAAGAAGGAAGAGAAGGAAGAAGAGGCUGAGGAAUCUGAUGACGACAUGGGCUUCAGUCUCUUCGGUUAAAUCCAUAUUUUCCAAUAAAAUCUGGAAUGUA